Messenger RNA from Drepanopeziza brunnea f. sp. 'multigermtubi' MB_m1, 3003 nucleotides. NCBI's taxonomy places the organism in Eukaryota, Fungi, Ascomycota, Leotiomycetes, Helotiales, Drepanopezizaceae. The record is from RefSeq and is a predicted model, not a curated record.
AUGAAGCAUCGCCACUACCGAGCAUAUCAUCACAUGCCAUUGCCAUUACCAUCGUCCGAUCCAGUUGCUCGCAUUGCGGGCGAUCAAGAGAGAGGCCACCGACAAACAGGUCGCCCCCAGCAACCGAGUGGUAGCAAAGCAGCACAUCACCACAUCAACACAUCAACAUUUAUCAACAUCCAUCUACAAACAAAGUCGCUCUUCCUCGCAGAAUUUCGCUCGACAACAUCCGCUAACUACACUUACAAAACAAGCAUCGAUCCCGCUACGAUCCCCCUUCCGUACCCAUCACCGUUGUUCGUCCAUCUCGUCCAUCUCGCCCAGGACGCUGGGAUCGCUUGCUUGUCGCAGAAGGCCGGCAACCCAGGACCUUUCGGAAUACACCGAGCCAAAGGAUCAAGCAGUUUGUCGAACGCUCUGACGGUGUCCGGCUCAGCCCCCACGACGACGAUCACAAUCGACUCUCAACCCUCUCCUACCACCAGCUCACGGUCGGACUCUCAUUCGAAUUCUUUCACCGACGAAGACUAUUCAUCAGGUACUGGCGUCCAUGUCCCCUCAAACGUCAGUAGCAACGAUUUUUCUGACUCUUUAGACGAGUCUUGGGACCCAGUAUACUCCGACGAGAUCGAGCCUUCUGAGUCUGCCUCUCGACCCACCUCACGCCCCCGGACAGGUGCUAGAUACAGGACGAGCGAGAGUCGACCACCUGCCACUUCGCGAGCCCCGAACCGCAGACAUACAACCAGUGAACGACAACCUCGACGUCCACCUGUCGCGCGCGUGCACCGGCACCCAGUGCCGGCACCACCAUCAAGCGUGGAUCCAGAAGACUACCCGGGCUAUGGCCGAGGCUACCCUGCACCCCAACCUGGGCCUUUUGGUGCAAGGGGGCCUCAGCCAGGCUAUGCCCCAAGCUCCUACUCCGUGCCUGCCGGAGGAGGAGGAUUUGCGCCUCCAUUUGGAGGUCCUCUCCAAGGUGCUUUAACACAGUAUGGGGCCCCCGGUGGAUAUCAAUACCCUCCUCAGAACCCGUUUUCGCCUCUCUCGCCACCAACGGCUCCAACACCAGGUGGCGCUGGAUACUUCAAUGGGAACCACCAUCCAAUGUCUAGCCACAGCAGCCCAGGCCCCGUUGGCUACAACGGUCAUGACAUGAUACCGCACCCACAAUUUAACAACUUUGGUGGUGGAUAUCCGAGUCCGUAUCAACAAAUGCCGCCCCCUCAACAUCAGCAGCAUCUGCAACAAUACGUGCCACAACACCCCCACUGGCCAGCAAGCGACCACGGUUCAGCGGUGGGAGCGCCACAGCUGGAUCCUGAGACCGAGAAGAAGCUUGCAGUCCUCGACGUAAUGAUGAAGCAGCAACAACUCGACAGGGAGAAGGCGGAAAAGGAGGAGGCCGAGAAGCGGGCAAGAGAAGAGCGAGCUCGUCAGGAGGAGGCAGCUGCAAAGAAAGCUGCAGAAGAAAGGGCAGCUUGGGAGGAGGCCGAGAAGCGGGCAAGAGAAGAGCGAGCUCGUCAGGAGGAGGCCGCUGCAAAGAAAGCUGAAGAGGAAAAGGCAGCUUGGCAGAAGAAGAUGGAGGAGGAGAAAAAAGCCGCUCUGGCCGCUUACGAGGAAUCUCAAAAAGCUGCCGCCGCAGCUAGAGCUGCAGCUGAAAAGAAAGCAGCGGAAGAGAAAGCGGCUUGGGAGAAGAAACUUGAGGACGAAAAGCGACAAACCUUGCUCAACUACGAGGCAGCCCAAAAGGCCGCGGCCGAAGCGACAGCGGCAGCCGAGAAGAAAGCUGCCGAGGAGAAAGCGGCAUGGGAACGCAAGCUCAUCGAAGAGAAACGGCAAACCUUGUUGAACUAUGAAGCGGCUCAGAAAAAGGCUGAAGAAGAUCGGGCAGAGGCAGCCAGGAAAGCAGCAGAGGAGAAGGCGUUGUGGGAACGAAAACUCGAAGAGGAGAAGAAAAUCUCAAUCAUGCAAUACGAGGCUGCUCAGAAAGCAGCAACGGAGGCGGCCGCCGAAGCCGCCCAGAAAGCUGCAGACGAAAAAGCUGCGUGGGAGAAGAAGUUGAAAGAGGAGAGAGAGGCCGCAAUGGCCAAAGGAGUGGAGAACGCAAAGAAGGCCGCCGAGGCCGAGAGGAAGAAGGCAGAAGAGAAGGCUGCUGAGGAACAGGCCAAAGCUGAUGCUGCUGCCGAGCUCGCCAAGAUCAAGAAGGAACUGGCCGACGAAGCUGCGAGAGCGAAAGAGGAGGCAGCCAAAUUGAAGAAGGAGGCCGAGGAGAAUGAGGCAAAGCUCAAGAAAGAAGCUGCGGAAGCUCUAGCCAAGGCCUUGGCCCCACCCCCGCCUGAUGACAAGAAGAAGCCUAUUCGGUUCAAGGAUGCGGUGGGACGGAAGUUCAGCUUCCCAUUCCACUUAUGUGCGACAUGGCAAGGUAUGGAGGAACUGAUAAAGCAGGCAUUCCUGCACGUGGAGAUUAUUGGUCCACAUGUCCAACAUGGCCACUACGACUUGAUCGGUCCCAAUGGAGAGAUCAUCCUCCCACAAGUUUGGGAGACCAUGAUCGAACCAGACUGGGCCAUCACGAUGCACAUGUGGCCCAUGCCCGAGAAGCAGGCUGGCCCUCCCCCAGGCCAAAAUGCCGGUCCACCACCGGGCCACCACUUCAGUCAGCGUGGGGGGGAGAGGCCACGAAGCAGUCACGGCCAUGCUCACGGCGUGGGAGGUCGUGGCCCGCCAAACGUGCCCUCAUCCUCCGCACAGCGUGGAGGCGGCAGUGCGCAUCAAGUUCCCCCACCACCUCCUCCCCAUGUACGUCCUCGGAUGGGCUCUCCUUCUCGAGACAACCGCCCAGGUGGCGCCCCCGUCCUGGUCUCCAAACCCGGCUCCCCGCCUCCACGAAAAAAGAAGCCAGAGCCAAAAGGGAUGCUAAGUUGGAUGGCCGGCAUGCCCGCCAAGUCGUCGGGAAAAGGUCCAAAAAAAGCUGAACCCGACCCUUGUGUCGUGAUGUAG